CAGUGAACAAGGAACAAAUCCACAACAAAAGAUCACAAAAUUCCAAUUAGCUUAAUUGAUUCAUACAAGAAAGAACUUCAAUCUUAGUCCAGAAAAGAAACCCCCCCCAGAAAAUGGCUGAAAACAACAGUUCAAAAAAGUUGCAUAUUGUCAUGUUUCCAUGGUUUGCAAUAGGUCACAUGACACCGUUCCUCCAUCUUUCAAAUAAACUUGCAGAAAAAGGCCAUAAAAUCUCCUUCUUGUUGCCAAACAAAGCCAAACUACAACUAGAACACAUCAAUCUUCACCCCAAUCUCAUCACUUUCUACAUCCUUGCGGUUCCUCAAGUCGAUGGCAUUCCUCCGGGAACCGAAACAGCUUCAGAAAUCCCCAUUUUUCUUACAACUCACCUGGUAACAGCCAUGGACAAAAUGCAGGGUCAAGUCAAAGAAUUGCUACAGAAACUGAAGCCCUCCAUUGUUCUUUUUGAUGUGGCACAUUGGAUACCUCAAUUGGCCUCAGAAAUCGGGUUUAAGACGGUGAAUUACAACGUUGUUUCGGCUGCAUCACUCGCCAUUGCAUUAGUCCCAUCGCGAAAACCUGAUCAAGACCGGACAAUUACAGAGUCCGAGUUGGAAAAACCGCCUCCUGGUUACCCUUCAUCAACAGUUUUGUUGAGGAAGCAUGAAGCUCAUUCAUUUUCUUUCCUUUUCCUUGAAUUUGGAAAGGGGAUAACUUUGUUUGAUCGCGUCACGACUGCCAUGAAGAAAAGCGACGCGAUUUCAAUCAGAACAUGCAGAGAAAUUGAAGGGCCUUUAUGUGAUUACAUCGCAAAAGAUUAUGAGAAACCAGUGUUGCUAACAGGGCCUGUUUUGCCUGAGUCGACAAGCGAGAAAUUGGAAGAAAAAUGGGAGAACUGGCUCAACGGCUUCAAUCCAGGCACAGUUGUGUUCUGUGCCUUUGGAAGCCAAAUUGUCCUGGAAAAGAAGCAAUUUCAAGAACUCGUUUCGGGACUUGAGUUAACAGGGCUGCCAUUUCUUAUAGCCCUGAAACCGCCAUUUGGAUCCGAAACUGUAGAAGAAGCACUCCCGGAAGGAUUCGAAAAUAGGGUCCGGGGCAGAGGAAUUGUUCACGGAGGUUGGGUGCAACAACUAGCCAUAUUGAAACAUCCAUCAGUUGGGUGUUUUGUGAAUCACUGCGGGUUUGGAUCGAUGUGGGAAUCAUUGAUGAGUGAUUGCCAGAUAGUUUUGGUACCACAUUUGGCUGAUCAAAUACUGAACACCAGGCUGUUAGCUGAAGAACUGAAGGUUGCAGUUGAGAUAGAAAGGGAAGCAAAUAGCAACGCAUGGUUUUCCAAAGAGAGUUUGUGCAGAGCAAUAAAGUCUGUGAUGGAUAGUGAUAGUGAGGUGGGGAAUGUUAUUAAGAAAAAUCAUGCAAAAUGGAAGGAAAUUCUAGCAGGGCCAAGCUUUUUGGGUGACUAUGUGGAUAAGUUCAUAGAAGAACUACAUCAGCUUUGAAAAAAAAACACAUUAUGGCAGAUUAUGAUUUCAUUAUAGAUGUGUAGAGCCCUAAUAGAAUUUGUGUCGUGUUGUAAUAGACGUUAUUGAUUCGCUUAUUGCAGUGAUAACUCUUGUUUGACCCGAUAAAGGAGUUGCUGGUCAUCACUAAAUUCAGACCAGUUGUUCACUCAGUGAUUACAAGUUCAGAGGUUUGAAUCUCGUCUUGAUUGAUGAAUUGCC
Oldenlandia corymbosa var. corymbosa is the source of this 1718-nucleotide messenger RNA. Lineage: Eukaryota; Viridiplantae; Streptophyta; Magnoliopsida; Gentianales; Rubiaceae. The record is from the annotation of a GenBank genome assembly.